AUGGCAUCUCGUCCUCCGCCUUCGCAUCGCGCCACUGCACCGAUGCCAGGACUUGCAAACAUUACCUUCAAUACCAGAAUCCGUCAACAGGCUGCAGCGCCGGAAUUCGUUGUCGAAGGGCACUGCCAUUUAAUAAUCGUCUUGGCAAUUUUGUGUCUGACAUCCGUAAUAGGGUUGAGAGUUGGGCCAAAAGUCCAACGAACAUCCAAAGUGUCACAGAAACUCGUGGAAUUGCCACUGGAGCCCCAGACCGGCCCACUGACCGACGUUCCCCAUCACAGAAGCGAAGCCGAGCGCAUGAGUACAGAAGAAAGGGAGCAACAGGGUUAUCCUCGUCUAACGGCAUACUGUAUCGCAGAGGGUUUCCGUUCAAAGGCCCUCGCAGCGUUCCUCAAACGCGAACAUGGCGUUAGUCCCCGUGUAUUCGAUGAGGCGAUUUAUGCGGCUUACCACCUUCCUCUCCUCCCUGGUUACGCCCCAAACGUCAACGUACGGUCCUCCGCUCCAUCCAAGUCCCCUGGGACCAGAAAUAUUCUCUUUGGGAUGUCGCAGGCCGAAGAAUACGGCUAUGAUGGCUCGUACUUUACCACCCCUCCGUCCCCAAUUAACGCGGGAUUCGUCCACCAAGACGGCUAUAUUUCAUCUUCUCCGAAUCGGGACAGAGACUAUUUGGACAGUGACACUGAUGCAGAGCAAGACUCAGCCUCGACGGAGCCAGAAUCAUCUCCUGCCGUUGUAGCCCGUGUUCCUGGGAUCCCGUCAGAAGCGAGAAGUAGGAAGGACAAGGCAACUCUCAACCUCGAACAGAGCAUCGGGGAAGUAGUUAUAUUCGAUUACGGAGUCGCAGUAUUCCUUGGCUUCCACGAGCAACAGGAGCAUGAAAUCUUAGAGGAUGUGCGACAGGCGGAAUUAUGUAUUCGUUUGCGGCCAGAGGUCGAUUGGGAGAUCGAGCAACACCAUUACAUGUACGAUGCAGCCGUGCAAUAUCCCCGAAUCUAUAACGACUUCUUCACCUUUAAAACCCCUUCUCACCUUCUCACCCUUUCUUUGGCACACGCUCUGGCCCAAUCCACGCUUCUGGCUCAUUAUGAGACAACAGCCCAAACCGUGUUGCUGGAUCCUCAGACAGUGGCGAUACCUCGUCGACUUGCGACCACAGGAUCGCUGCAACUGCGAAGGGCUGAUGCCCUAAAGUUGACAGGAAAAUUAUUCAGGCUGAGAAGAGAUGUGAAUUUAGUAUCCAAUGUCCUCGACACUCCGGAAUUGUUUUGGAGCGAGGCUAGCUUGAAGGACCUUUAUGAUGCCUGUCGGGACUACUUUGAAAUUACUUCAAGAGCGCAAGUGCUAAACGAUCGCUUGGCCGUUGCUUCGGAUCUGCUGGAUUUGAUCCACGAACACCUUAACACCGGUGCAAUGGACAAGAUCACUUGGAUCAUCAUAUGGUCAGUGACUACCUUUAUUCCAGGUGGAGACUUAUCGCUACCCAUAUAG
Molecule: messenger RNA, 1491 nt
Organism: Cantharellus anzutake
Lineage: Eukaryota; Fungi; Basidiomycota; Agaricomycetes; Cantharellales; Hydnaceae
Exons: 7
Coding region: 1-1491 (496 amino acids)
Source: RefSeq, a predicted model, not a curated record